AUGGACCUCGACGGGAGCGGCACCAUCGAGUUCGACGAGUUCGUCGCCGUGCUGCUCACGUACUGCAUGUACAGCAAGGACGACAUCCUCCGGUUCUGCUUCGACACCUACGACCGGGACCACUCCAACUCCAUCGACGAGCAGGAGUUCAUGGCCCUCCUGUCGUCCGUGAACAACGGCACGCCCAUGUUCCCGGGCAACUUCACGACGGUGCUCCAGAACUUCGACAGCAACGACGACGGCAUCAUCGACUUCCAGGAGUUC
Messenger RNA from Aureococcus anophagefferens, 264 nucleotides. RefSeq lists its product as hypothetical. The annotation marks the transcript as partial. The record is from RefSeq and is a predicted model, not a curated record. Gene Ontology annotation, molecular function: calcium ion binding; calcium-dependent protein serine/threonine phosphatase regulator activity. The transcript has a single exon. Lineage: Eukaryota; Pelagophyceae; Pelagomonadales; Pelagomonadaceae.